GUACAACACUCUGCCAGCUAAUACUCACUUAUUACAUAUAUUUAGUUAUCAGACAAUUCAUCCAUACUGAUAAAGAUGAUAUAUAUAGAACCACAUAUUAUGCCCGUGUUUGCGAAAACUGAUAAGCUUAUCUUAUCUAUGAACUAAGCAAAACUUCCCUGUUACAAAAUAGCCAUUUGAAAGGUUCUUGAUUUUUGCGUGUUAUUAAGAAAAAAAAAAGAAAAAAAAAAGACAGGCUACACAUUUAGAAUGGGCGCGGAAGUAAGCAAAUAUUCGGAUGGCAGUUUGGACCUGGCCUUUGUCGGGAGAGAAAACGACAUGAAAAUGGUCAGAGAAUUAUUACAGAAAUAUAAAACGAUCGGGAUAUACGGGAUGCACGAAAUUGGAAAGUCAAGGUUUCUCGUCGAAUUGUUUCGAAAUAUGAAUAAAAGUGGAGCUAUUUGUCUAAUGAAAGAUUUUGAACUGGAUGAUAUCACGUCGUCGUACGUACAUUACAAAUGGUUUCAUGAUCUGUUUAGCUAUACCGACUUGCAGACGAAAUGGACAGAUUUCAAAAUUAAAUUCCCUGGAGAAAACAUUGUGUGUGAUAUAUGUAAACGUUGUGGUAAUAAAUUGUCUUGUGAAUCAAAGAAAAGCUGUUUAGAACAGGCUGCAAAUGCAGCUAUUGAAAGUGUUAAAUCUUGCAAGAAGCAAAUAAUGAUCUUCUUGGAUAAUGUUGAUAAAAUCAUUGAUUCAGACUUAAAGGACUGCCUUUUACAUUUUAUUCAUGAACUGAACGAAAAGUGCCCAAAGAUUAAACUUGUAUUUUGUUCAAACAAUGAAGUAAAAUGUUUACAUAAAUCAUAUGGAAGAUUAGUUCUCGGUGCUCUUGCUGAACGUUCUAUUCUCAAGUUAAUUUACCUGACAACUGAAUGUCCAGAUGAUGUAUCAACCAGCGAGUAUGACGAUAAUGUAUCAAAUGAUAAGAAUGCUCAGAACAACGAAACUGCAGAGAACUUGUUUAAACAAGAAAACCAAUAUUUUACUCCAGAAAACAAAGUGUACAUGGACAAAAUUGCAACUUUAUGUGAAGGUCAUCCUUUAGCUGCAAUUAUAUCCGGUUCGCUGCUUACGGAGGAUGAAGGGAUUUUAACUCCGGAAGAAUUAAUGGAGAUUCUCACAGAGGCACGGUUGGAAGUUCUAGGUCAAGACCAUUGUCCACCAGAUCACAGAUUAGAUGCUUGUGAAACACCACUGCAAAAAGUAAAGUCUGUUUACCGUGUAAUAUUCAAUGAAAAACGAAUUGCAUCAGAAGGCAUUCUUGGCGAUUCGAGUGCACUUUGAUAUUGUGGUGAGAAGGUAAAAGGUAAAUACACCUGUUCACUGUGGAUAACUGUGAUGUAAUAAUUGACAAGCUCUACUACAUGGAAUAAUGUUUUGCCGAACGGAAUGUCUAUAAAUCCUAUAUCACUUCACGGUAGUGCUUAUUCUGCCGUCGCCCAAGUUCAGGCCGUAAUCGAUAAUUGGCUUAAACUGAAUAAAAAGGAACAAUUUCAUAUAUUCUAUCUGUUACUGACGUAUUGAUUGGAAGUUCACACAAAGUAUAUAACUUUUAACUUUUAAUGCGUUGUUUUUGUAAGCAAUUUACUGUUAAAACGUUUUACAUUUAUCAGCCACAGAAAAAUAACCCAAAUAUAUAUUGCUUCAACAAGUCAUGCCCAGUAUGAAGUAAAUUUU
Molecule: messenger RNA, 1716 nt
Organism: Mercenaria mercenaria
Lineage: Eukaryota; Metazoa; Mollusca; Bivalvia; Venerida; Veneridae
Exons: 4
Coding region: 250-1323 (357 amino acids)
Source: RefSeq, a predicted model, not a curated record